UUUUUUUUUUUUCUGUACAAUUCCUUCUUCAUCUAAUUUUCUUUUUUUUAUUAUAUUUUAUUUUAUUUUAAUAUCAUUACAGUUACAUUUAAAGAUGUUCAGAUCCUUGCCUUUACUGGCAAUUCUGUUAUUUUUAUUACUUUUGAAUUUAGUACAUUCUCUGGAAAACAGUAACAACAAUUUACUCAAACGACAACAACCUACACUUGCCAUUCGUGAUGACUAUUCUAGUUUUCCAUUCCUAAACGACAAUAACCAUCGCAGCAAAAGUAACAGUGAUAACGAUACAUCACCAACUACAACAAUGCAACCACCUCCUAGUGUGACAACCAUCAUUAUCAUUCAAACCAAUGGACAAACAUAUCAUGAACUUGGCGGAACGGGUGCUCCUUCUUCUUCUUCUGCAACAAAUAGUGAUGUUUCGGACCCAAAUGAAUCCAGUAUAGAAGCUCAAGUAGAUCAUGACAACGAAGUAUUGAAGCGAUUGAUCAGUAUUUCGACUGUGGUAGGUGGUGUAGGUGUACUUAUGAUUGUUGCCGGUACAGUAGUCAUUCUACGCAUACGAGCUAAACGAAGACGAAUGAAAUCUGUACAACAUUAUGAUCAUUCAACCUCUCAUUUACAUCGAAACAACAGUGGUAGUGGAAAUAAUCAUCGUCAUGAACGACAACCUUCAGGAACAUCUACAGCUACAUCACAUCACCCAACAACAACAACACCACAACAAUCAUUAUCUUCACCAAUGUCAGCAUCAUCAUCAUUAUCAACAACAACAAAUUGUCAACAUCAUCAUGGUAAUGGACAGGAAACUAUUGAAAUGACUACCAUUAUUCCAUCAGCACCACCAGAACCUACAUUGUUACCAUUACAUCUUAGGGAACGACAUCAACAAUCCAUGUUAUUACAAAGGGAAGCAGCGACAUCAUCAAAUUCGGCUUCAUCAUCAACAUCAUCACCAUUAUUGUCAACAGAUCUACCUGCUCCUUCGGCACCUUCGGCUAAAGAACUUGAAAUGGAUAUUGCCAUAUCACCAUCCGCAUUACCCUAUCGACAAGAUGUGGUCCCUUCACCAAAUUCAUCUAGAAAGACUUCAACAAAUUUACAUUUGAAACCAGUGGCUGGCUCCAAUGGAUUAUCAGACUUGAUGACUACAACUACAACAAUAAAUGAAGCAAGUUCUACUAAUGAUUCACAUCAACAACCACCAAUAACUCCUGAUAUGCCACCACCGGCUUAUACACCUAGUGCACCACCUUUAUUUUUAUUACCUCCUAGUCAACGUCGACGAUCAGCCGAUCAAUUAUCCUUGGAUAGGUUUAGACGGUAUCAAUGAGCAACAACCUACUUUAGAUCAAUUCUUUUUUUUUUUUAUAUCAAAGAUUCCCCCUUCAAUUUCUCCACCAUUCUUUUUGUAUCAUAGCCUAUAUAUUUCAGUGUAGUAUCUCCUUUUUAUUAUUAUUAUUAUUCUUAUUCUUGUUAGUUCUUAUUGUACUGGUCUUAUGCAUCUCUUUUUAUUUUUCUUGUCAUUUACUAUCAUUCAUCCCUUUAAUAAAAAAAAAUAUUUUUUUUUUCUCUCACACACACUAUUUGUCCCAUCUUUAGAAAAAUUCAAUUUAAAAAAAAAGGAGGCAGGUGCCAGCAUCGGGAUAUUGUCUUUGUUUAUGAAUGGCCGGCGUCAUAUGUUCUCUUGAUUUUUUUUUUUUAUUUUACACUUGUUAGUAGUAGAAGAAGAAGAAAGGUUGCUUGAAUAAAAGGGAAGAAAAGCAGAGAAAGUGC
Molecule: messenger RNA, 1776 nt
Organism: Halteromyces radiatus
Lineage: Eukaryota; Fungi; Mucoromycota; Mucoromycetes; Mucorales; Cunninghamellaceae
Exons: 1
Coding region: 95-1333 (412 amino acids)
Source: RefSeq, a predicted model, not a curated record